Messenger RNA from Malassezia restricta, 4791 nucleotides. Its product is annotated as Ras GTPase-activating-like protein IQGAP2/3. The record is from RefSeq and is a predicted model, not a curated record. NCBI's taxonomy places the organism in Eukaryota, Fungi, Basidiomycota, Malasseziomycetes, Malasseziales, Malasseziaceae. The coding region runs from base 1 to 4791 and encodes 1596 amino acids. Gene Ontology annotation, molecular function: actin filament binding; calmodulin binding; GTPase activator activity. Gene Ontology annotation, cellular component: mitotic actomyosin contractile ring; cytoplasm. The transcript has a single exon. Gene Ontology annotation, biological process: regulation of GTPase activity; mitotic actomyosin contractile ring assembly actin filament organization; regulation of actin cytoskeleton organization.
AUGGCUCGGCGUCCUGACCAGCCCCUUCAGCCCCCACUGCCGAUGAGCACGGCGCCGCUGCGUGAGCCGCUUCGGCAGCAUGCGCCGACGCAGUCGCGGACGGCUGAUAUGCGCGGCAAGUUUGAGCGACCGCCCUUGAGGCCCGUAGCACGAGAUGCGCCGACCCGCAGGCCGCCCUCGCGCUUCGAGAGCGGCAAGCUGGCGUCGAAUCCAUUCGUGCAGCAGGCCGCGCGCACUGAGCCUGUCAAGGCAGCGAGUGGGCGUGAGAACAGGCCUGUUGCGCGUGCCGAGUCGUCUGUCAUGAGCCGCAGCAAGACGGCACGCAAGGUGAGUGAGGCCACCGGCGCGCUGAGCCACACACGGAUCCGCCUCUCGCGGCAGAGUCUCAAGUCGUUUCCGAGCAUCGAUAUAAAGGCAGCGACGUCGGUGUCCGCGCUGCAGGACAGCGGCAAGUCGCCUGGCGGCAAGUGGCUGGACCAGGAGCGGGACCACGUCCAGGCCUACGAGUACCUGUGCCACUGCAGCGAGGCCCAGCAGUGGAUGGAGCGCUGCAUUGGCGAGCCGCUGGGCGGCGACAUUGCGAACAUGGCCGAGGAGAUGCGGAACGGCAUUGCGCUCGCCAAGGUGGCCAAGUCGUUCGAGCCGUCGUGCGUCCCGCGCAUCUUUGUGCACCCCAAGCUGCAGUUCCGGCACACGGACAACAUCAACUACUACUUCCAGUUCGUCGACAAGAUCCGCCUGCCGAGUUGCUUCCGCUUCGAGCUCACGGACCUGUACGAGAAGAAAAACUUUCCAAAAGUCGUGUACUGCCUGCAUGCGCUCAGCCACUUUAUGGCGCACCACGGCCGCUCCGACAAGGUCGACGACCUCGUCGGCAAGCUCGAGUUCGACGAGGAGCAGCUCUUCAAGACGCAAAAGACCAUUGAGGCUGCCGGCACGGCCAUGCCCAGCUUUGGCGGCGUCGGCCAGGCCCUCGCGCAGGAGAUGGGCGUCAAGAAGGCCCCCGCCGCGCCCAAAGCUCCGCCCGCGCCGCCCGCCGAGCCGCGCUCGUCGCCCGGCCGUGCGGCGCGUCUCGGCGUCGAGGCCACGACGCUGCAGGCGCAGCGCGCGCACCUCAAGCACGUCGAAGCGUCGCCGAAGAAACCCGCCACCCCCCACACCGUCGCCUCGAUGCGCGCUCAGCUCAAGCCCGUCGACAGCGAGCCGACGCUGCGCUCGCCCGACAAGCGCGCGCACGACGCCCUCGAGCGCGAACGCGAACGGCACGCACGUCUCGAGGACCGCGAGCGCGCGCGCCAGGAGCGCGAACGUGAGCGAACUCGCCUGCGAAAAGAACGCGAGCGCGAGCGAACUCGCCUGCGGGAAGAGCGCGAGCAGCGCGCGCAGGACCUCGAGCGCGAGCGGGCACAGCUCCGCGCAGAGCGCGAACGCGAGCGCGAAGAGCGCGACCGGAGCCUCGUCCACGCCACGCAGGAUCUCGAGCGCGCGCGCCGCGAACAACUGUACAUGCACGUGCGCUCCUCGACACACCGCGAGCUCGCACGCGACGACAAAGAGUGGCGCGAGCGACUGCGCGAGGCCGAGGAGCGCGCGCGCGCCGAGGAGCGGGAAGAGCGCUUCAAGCGCGAGCUCGCGCACGAGCUGGAGCGCCAGCGCCAGGCGGAGCUGUACGCGGCCGAACUCGCCGCCGCCCAUGCCGAGACCGCCGCCGUCGAGGCACGGCUGCAGGCACUGGCCGAAGAGAGCGCACGCCGCGAUGCGGCGGAGCGCGCGCGCGCCGAGACGCGCCUCGCCGUGCCGCUGCAGGCGCAGAUCCGCGGCGCGCUCGCGCGGCAGGCGCUCUUCACGCAGCUGAGCCAGAUGGACGAGGUGUGGGCCGUCCAGCUCCAGGCCCACGUGCGUGGCACACUCGCUCGGCGCUCGCUCUUCCGCACGAUCAUGGACGCCGAGGCGCACACGCCGGCGAUCGUCUACGUCCAGGCCGCCGCGCGCGGCGUGCUCGCCCGCCGCCGCCUGCUCGCGCACAUGCAGGCGCUCGAGCAGGACGCGGUGCUCACCGCACUGCAGGCGCGGAUCCGCGGCGCCCUCGCCCGCCGCGCGUUCGCCCAGAUGCGCACGGCGUACCAGCGCAUCGCGCUCGUGCGCGCAGCCUCGCCGGCCGUCUCGACGGGCGCGCUCGCACGCCGCCCGCACCACGAGCUGCGCAAGCACAUGGCGUACGUGCGCCCCGACCUCACUGGCGUCCAGGCGCAGAUCCGCGGCGUCCUCGCGCGCCACGAGUACGUGUGGUGGCGCACGCAUCUGCACACGAACGUCGGCGCGAUCGUGUACGUCCAGUCGCUCUUGCGCGGUGUGCUGGCGCGCCGCGCCUUUGACGCGGGCAUCGGGCGCUUCCUCGCACACAUCCCCGACGUGGUGCGCGUCCAGAGCCUGUGCCGCGCCCGCCGCGCCCGAUCGCACUACCGCGCCCUCCGGCGCGGGACAGGCGUGCCGCUCGACACCGUCCGCGCACUCGCCCUCGACGACGGCGGCCGCGACUACGCCGACGAGCGCGCCGUGUCGCAGCUCCGGCACCUCGUCGUCCAGCAGCGCCGGACGAACCAGUCGAUGGAGGCGCACAUCCUCGAUCUCGACCGCAAAAUUGCGCUGCUCGUCAAGAACAAGAUCGGCAUCGAGGACAUCGUCAAGGCGCGCACGGAGCGCGGGUGGCUCGGCGCCAGCGCCAGCGCCGCGCACGCCCACGUCCUCGCCGAGGCGAACGACCCCUUCGCCGCGCAUGUGCUCACGCCCGACGCGCAGCGCCGCCUCGAGGCGUACCAGGCGCUCUUCUACGUCCUGCAGACGCAGCCGACGUACCUCGCGCGCCUGCUCGUGCUCACGAACGCGGCCGACGUGCCCGAGCACGAGCGCGGCCAGCUCGAGCAGACCGUGCUCGCCAUGUUCGCCUACGCCCAGCAGCCGCGCGAAGAGUACCUCCUGCUCAAACUCGUGCAGGCGACGAUCCACACGCACGCCCCGCGCAUCGCCACGCUCAGCGACUGGGCCACGCCCCUGCACGCGCCCUUCCAGCGCAUGCUCAUCCACCUGACGUGCGGCGUGCGCGAGCGCACGUACCUGUGUGCGAUGCUCACACCGCCCAUGUCGCGCCUCCUGUCCGAGCCACACCUCGAGCUCGACGCCGUCGCCGCCCUGCGCACCCACGCCGACAUGGACGCCGCGCUCGAAGAGCCAGCCACACGCGCCGAGUUCCUGCACCGCCUACAGGCCCUCCGCGCCGUCUGCGAAACCUUUGUCAACGCCCUCCGCGCCGCAUCUCCGCCCACGCCGUACGGCCUGCAGUUCGUCGCGCGCGCCCACUUCGACGCACUGCGCACCCAGUUCCCACACGCACACCACACCGACAUCGUGCGCGCCGUCGCCUACACGCUGUACCACUCCUACAUCCACCCGGCCAUCGUCGCGCCCGAGGCCUACGGCAUGCCGUCGCCGUCCGACCACGCGCGCCGCCAAUUGGCCUGCCUGUCCCACACACUCCAUCAGAUCGCCCGCGGCACGCCGUUCGACGACGCGGACCGCUACCUGCAGCCGCUCAACGAGUACGUCCUCGACGCCAGCACACGCGUGCACCACUGGGUCCAGACACUCCUCGACACCUACGUCGACGCUGAACACCACUUUGGCCUCGACGAAUGGACCGACCUCGGCAGCACGCACGCCCGCCCCGUCAUCUACAUCUCGCCCAACGAGGUCUACGCGAUCCACCAGCUCCUGUGCACGAACGUCGCCUCGCUCACAGACUCCCACGACGCACUCGCCGAGCUCCUCGCCCAGCUCGGCACGCCGCCCGUGUCCACCACACCCGAACUCAGCCGCGCGCGCGACGGCGAAGUGACACUCGCCCUCUCACACCACCACACGGACCUCGCACACGUACACGACGUCGACGCCGAAGACAAGCUGCUCUUCUCCGAGGCCAAGCAGCUCGUCAUGGCCGUCCUGCGCAUCCAGCAGGGACCCGCGAACCUCCUCGACCUGUUCGUCGCACCCGUCAGCGGGGCCGACGAGGCCGCCUGGGCCGCACGCCGCACACAGCCGCCGUACGCCGGCACCCCCACCGCCGACCUGUCGUUCGCCGAGCUCAAGGCCAAGGCCCUCGAGCGCAUCCUGCAUCUCGAGCAGCUCGGCCGCGUGCACCGCGCCAAUGCAUACCAGGACAUGCUCGACGCCAUGGCCGCCGACAUCCGGCGCAAGGACCAGCGCCGCCAAGAGCGCCGCGCCCAGCGCGACAUGCUGCAGACGACACUCACGCGCCUGCAGGAGCAGCAGCAGUUUAUGGAGUCACAAAUCAAGAGCUACGAAACCUGCAUGGACCGCGGAAAGCACGCCAUGCAAAAGCCCACAUCCCGCCGGCGCCGCCUCAUGGACACGCUCCCCUUCUCGCCGCAGUUCUUCCACCAGCGCAGCCUCAAGGCCGCCGGCAUGAUGCCCACAUACGGCUCGUACCGCUACUCGGCGACACGCCUGCACGCCAAGGGCAUCCUGGCCUACAUCGAGCGGCCCGACAACCUCGCGAUCGAUCAGCUGUCCUUCACCAUCGCCAGCGACCAGGUCGGCGUCUUUGAGCUCGAAGCCAGCGUCGGAUCCAUCGUCGCAGGCAACGCCACACUCAGGAUGGACGACCUCCUCGAAGCUCAAUACGCGAACCAGACGCACGUCGGCAUGCUCGACGGCGCCAUCCAGUUCCAUCUCACGCCCCUGAUUCGGUUCAUUAAUAAGAAGUUUUAUACGUGA